Messenger RNA from Neltuma alba, 1806 nucleotides. Its product is annotated as pre-mRNA splicing factor SR-like 1. The transcript has 5 exons. The coding region runs from base 149 to 1441 and encodes 430 amino acids. The record is from RefSeq and is a predicted model, not a curated record. Lineage: Eukaryota; Viridiplantae; Streptophyta; Magnoliopsida; Fabales; Fabaceae.
CAAUCUUGGCUUCAUUAGCGUCGGGGACUCCGGCUCGUGUUGUCGGGCUUCAGCUCUCUCUUUCUAUCCGUGUCGAAUUUAUUGCUACUUGCUUGUUCCUCUCGGUGGGUGCUUUGAUCCUUGGACACAUUAUCUUUCAUGAUCCAUUAUGGAGAUACAGAAUUGUGGCAGGCCAAUUGAUUCCUUGAUAGAGAAAGUUCUUUGUAUGAAUAUUCUGUCCUCUGAUUACUUCAAGGAACUCUACCGAUUAAAAACAUACCAUGAAGUCAUUGACGAGAUUUACAAUCAAGUUGAUCAUGUGGAGCCAUGGAUGACAGGGAAUUGUCGUGGUCCUUCUACUUCCUUCUGUCUUCUUUACAAAUUUUUCACAAUGAAGCUCACUGUCAAACAAAUGCACGGGCUGUUGAAACACCCUGAUUCUCCUUACAUUAGAGCGGUUGGGUUUCUCUACUUGAGAUAUGUUGCUGACCCCAAGACGCUGUGGAACUGGUUUGAGCCAUAUGUCAAAGAUGAAGAGGAAUUUUCCCCUGGAUCCAAUGGACGAAUGACCACAAUGGGUGUAUAUGUUCGUGACUUACUUCUUGGACAGUAUUACUUUGACACCCUGUUUCCACGAAUCCCCGUUCCUGUGAUGAGGCAAGUUGUGGCUAAUCUUGAGAAGCUGAAGCUCCCCACCAAACACUCUGGUUCAACAGGGGAAUCCACUCGUCAUGGUUCUGAUGACACUGCCAGACGACCGCCUUCUGUGAAAGCUUCCCUUUCGGUCUCAUUUGGUCAGCGCGCUCCGCAUCGUGCUUCAACUAGGGACUCAUCACCAGUCCGCCGCACUGUAUCUCAUCAUGAAAGAAAUGGCAGUGAUGAUCCACGGAAAUCUCCAAGAAGCGGCAGUCGCAGCCAGAGCCAUGGAUAUUCUAACAAGGAUUCAAAUCGAGAAAGGGAAACAUUUGGAGAUCAGUCCCGAGCUAGGGACAGGGAUUGGGAUCAUUAUAGGGGUAGGGACAGGGACUAUAAAUCAGAGAGGGGCAGAGACCGAGACUAUGAGAGAGACCGUGGUGCAUACAGGGACCGGGAUAGGGACAGAAGGGAUAGGCAUUGGGAAAGAGAUAGAAGGGAUAGGGAAAGAGAGAGCGAGCUUGAUUAUGAUUAUGAUAGGAGAUCUAAGUAUGCAGAGAGAGGUAGCAGCCGGGUUGACAACCAUAACUAUCGUAGUAGGAGUAGGAGUCGAAGUAGGAGCAGGAGUCAAAGCCUGCAAGCUGGUGGUCCUCAAUCUGAAUAUGGUAUCAAGGAGAAGCCAUCUACAUCAGGCAAUCUGGCAAAACUUAAGGAUAUCUAUGGUGAUGGAAACAAUAGUAAAGGAGAUUCCAACAUGGAAAGAAUCUCUAGCAGGGUUAAUGACGGCGAAGAGGUUAUUAGACUCGGUGGCUCUACCUGGAAGUAUUGAAUGAUUUCCGCAUGUUGAAUGCUGGAUAACCUGGUUUCUCUGAACCCAACAGUUUGGAUCUUUCUCUCGUGUUUCCUGCCUUGACAAAAUUUAUACAUUCACAAAUGCUUUGAACAAUAUUACAGGGAUGUGUUGUGUAAUGCUAGAAUUUUAUUGCAGAAUUUUCUGUACCUUGCAAGGGGAAAGCUUUCCUUGGAGCUUGAAACUGAGGUGUUCUCAUAUAUUACCUCGGGGUUUUUUUAACUGCCUUGCUCCCUUGUCUCUGAGCUAAACGUUUUUGUUUUUGGGAAAUAUAAUGACUUGUACUUUGUAUUGAUUUUUCCGGCGGCUGUUGAAGGAUUAUGGGCGGUUGCUGUUGGCGCGUA